Trichomonas vaginalis G3 is the source of this 2778-nucleotide messenger RNA. RefSeq lists its product as uncharacterized. The transcript has a single exon. NCBI's taxonomy places the organism in Eukaryota, Parabasalia, Trichomonadida, Trichomonadidae. The record is from RefSeq and is a predicted model, not a curated record. The coding region runs from base 1 to 2778 and encodes 925 amino acids.
AUGGAAGGAGAAUCACUCGACUAUAGUCUUUUCUCAGUUUCAACACCAUCAGACCAGCAAAAAAUAGCCAUAAGUAAAUUAAAAGAAAAAAUCUCCAACUCCGUUGAUUAUCUUUGUGAUGCACUUCAACAUUACGAAUCUCUUGGAGCCUCAGGUAAGGAUUUCGUCUACGAGCAAGCUGCUGAUUGGAUUAUCUCAUCUGCUUUCAAUCAGUUCGAAGUUUUGAAGCAAAUAAUGCCAACUGUUGAACAAAUCUGCAACGCCCAGGAAUCAUUUUCAGGAUCCAGUGUCGCACUUGGAUCUCUUCGUGCAUCUUAUGCAAUCCAAAGCCUUUACGAAAACCAGGAUGAGCCAAUUGUUAAUUUUAUCAAUCUUGAGCAACAGCAGUUCAUCAAUUUUGCCAAGCCAUUCGCCCAAAAAUUCUCUAACGUUAACCCAUUAUAUCUUGAACAGCACAUGGCUGCUAAAGCUCGUUUCAAUCAAAAUUACGGCCCAGCUUUCUUAAACAAGCUUUUAGAGAACAUUCUCAACAAGCCUGUUUGUGAAGCAAUUAUCUACUUCUGCAAAUGGUUCCCAGCCAACUGGUUCUUCGAACAAAGAGAAGUUAUCAACCAACUUUUCGAAAAGCCAGAACUUAUGCAGUAUCCAGUCCUCAUUUUCGCCCAAGUCUUAUCCCAGAACAGCGAAUUCAUCGAUCUCGAUUUGCUUCAGCAAUAUGUUUACUAUUCCGUCGAAAUUACCCAAGAGAACGAAAGUACAAUGCUGGGACCAAUGUCCGAGCUCUUUGCCUCCCAGGCCCGUCUCUUUGCCACCGCCGCCAUUUCCAUUCUUUCGAAUUCUCAGACAGAUUCGAUUGAAGUUUUAUUCCAGAUGGCCCAAUAUUUCUUCGAUCCAGAAAGGUAUAUCUUGAAGCCAGACGUCGUUUCCCAGGAGAUUGUUCGUGUCCUCGCUCGUAUUUCAGUUGUUGAGCCAAAGAUGGUCGGAAACAUCUGCGAAUUGAUUGUUCAAAGAGUCUCAUGCCACCUUAACUACGAACUCAACACAACAACACCAAUUCUCGUCAACACUCCCGCUAUUAUCGAAUUACAAACCUUAUUCUGUCAAUUCAGUCUUCGCUACAAACAAAUUGUUGAUGAAUUCGUCAACAACGCCAUCCAAAGCGAUCAAUCUACCAUUCUCCCGAUCUUUUGCUUGUUGAUGCCGAUAUCCGAGCGAAGCCACAACGAAAUGAUGGAAUUCCUUUUCAACAACGUUUUCAUUCAGUACGUUUCCGAAGUUCCAGCUGAGAUCACCAACGCUACAUUCCCACCACUUGUAUUAGCCUGCAAAUACAUCUUGAACGCUUCCGAUGACAGCCAGAUUGAAUCGGAAAUCAAGCAAUAUGUUGGCAACGCGUUCCAGAUUCUUUUCAUUGUUUAUUCCAACCCAGAAGUACAAUGGGAAUUCGGCAAAGAUCCAAAACAGAAGAACCUCCAUAAAGAAGAGAUUGGAAAGUUAAUCAUUGAUUACGAUAUCCACAGUUUUGCAAAUCCAGAAAUCAUCGAUAUCAAUUUCAUUAUUGAAUGUUGCAAACUUACUAAAUCAGAAAUCAAAGUUGCAACAUCAUUGUUAUCAACAUUAGGUGCAGAAGUGAGUGCACAAGUUGUUUCAACAUUAAUUGAGCAUGCUAAAUACGAACAGAAUCCAAAUGGUGACAUUUCUUUGGAUAAUAUCUAUAUAUGGCUUGCAAACACAGCAAGUGUUGAUAAUCCUGAAAUAUCAAACAUGAUCUUUAACUUCCUUUUGAGCACUCAAAGCUAUGCAACAAAUACUGCUCGUUGGUUGCAAGCUUUCAAGUGCAUUUCACUUAAAGUUGUCAUCACAAAUCUUGAGAAUUUGCAUGAUGCUGCUGGUUCAUCAACACUUGCUCAUGCAGCACUGUUUGAUUUAUUACGCACAGCACAGAAAGCAUCAGAUACAAUCAGAACACGUGAUCAAGAGACAUAUGAAGACCAAGAAGUUUAUGAGAACGCAAAGAAAUUCGCUGAUCAAAACUGGUGCUACCAAAACAUUCCUAUGAUCAAGCGCUGGUACAUGGAAUAUGUUCUUAACUCUCUCCAUUACCCAACAAGUUCAAAGAACUUCACAGAAGUUGUUAAAGUUCUCAUCAACAAUGGUCUUGAAUUCCUUAAAGAAACAAGGAAUUCAAUCCAAAACGAAGCAGAAGAUGCUCUCGAUCAACUGGCAUCAUUCAUCCAUGAUUCGAUUCUUGCAGAACGUAUUGAUUGUCCAGAGAUCUACAAGGUCGCAAUCAACUGCAUGCAGACACUUUGGGCAGGAACAAACAAGAAGAUUGAUGCCAUCGAUCCAGAUCGUGCUGUUUAUCUUUGCAAUGGUACAUUCAUGUACUUCUAUUCUAAUGAAUUCGAUCCAAACUUAGUUGCAUGGCGUCGUGUCCUUGAAUAUUCUAUGACAGUACAAAUGGAUUUCGUCACAGGCAUGUACAAGUACUUGGUGAAUAAUUCAGAAAACAAGGACAGCAACUUCAUCAUCAAGACACUUUCUGAGUUCUUGGAAGAUAAGUUCGUUCAAAAUGCAAUGGGAUACAUCGCUGUAAGAGCAGAUGCACUUCAGGAAGUUUUGCAUCAAAGAAACGCAAAGAAUGAGUACUUGAAUGAACUCAACCAAGCAGCUAAACCAGCUAACAACAACGCUAUUCCUACAUUCAAGAGCAACAUCACAAAGAACAUCAUCCCUCUCAUUUACCAGAUCCGCCAGAUGACAUUCUUCGAUCAGUAA